This is a messenger RNA of Penicillium brevicompactum, 1071 nucleotides long. RefSeq lists its product as uncharacterized. Lineage: Eukaryota; Fungi; Ascomycota; Eurotiomycetes; Eurotiales; Aspergillaceae. Bases 1 to 1071 code for a protein of 356 amino acids. Gene Ontology annotation, cellular component: membrane. The transcript is spliced from 3 exons. The record is from RefSeq and is a predicted model, not a curated record.
AUGUCUGGCAUACCCUAUCUGAGAGCGUUGAGGAAGUCUGGCUUGGUCGACAUCGCAGACGAGGUCGACUUCUCCGACGCCGAAUCUUACAACAAGAAUGAUCUGGUCGUAGCGCUCGAUAAGCAUCUACGCGACAACCAAACCAUCUUCUCUGGCCUCGACAGCCUCUCGGCCUAUUAUUCCCGUCUCGACACUCCGCGCAAAGGAGUAUCGCCCGCGAAGCGCAGCACGAGGACCCCAGGCCGUCCCCCAGCGAAGAAAGAGCCAGAGCCCAAGGAAGAGUCUAGUGAGCCGGAGUAUGCGCAGAAGCCGAUUGAGAGCCCAACUGUCGUAUCUCCAACUUUGGCGCGCUCGCGAUCGAAUGCGCGCCAGCCGCAACAGACUCCUAAGCAGUCACGGCGUGUUUCUUCUAUCUCCGUGGUUGAAGAUACCGAGCCAACCUUGCCGGCAUCGCCAGCUGUCGUGACCGAGGUCAUCGAUCAUCAGACUACCAAGAUAUACGAAGGCGUGCAACGGGUAUGGACAUCAUCUGGCUUUGUCGACCAAGUUCACUCCGUGCGCGAGAACCUCAGCAGCCUCAAGGCCAUUGAGACCAUCAUUCUACUAGUCGAAGGCAUCACUUUGAUUAGAGCGCGAGUCCCCAUCCGCUACCUGACUACCUUCCCAGCUAUUAGAUACACGAACACCCCUCCUCUUCGUGUGAGAGUUCCCGAUUUGUUCCAAAUUCUGGAUAGUGAAUUCUGGGUGCCUCUUUCCAUUUGGGUUGUCACCUGUUUCCUCCUGCCCCUGCUUGCCUCUUACUUCAUUAACUUGAGCUGGAAGGCUCAAGGCACUGGGCGUCGCACCCGCUCUUCACCUUCUCUUGCUCAGUUUGACCCGCUGAUCUUUAACAUUGCCAAGGCUCUGUUGGUGCACAUCGUGCUAGGCCAGGAAAUCAGCUUUGGCCUUACCGAUUCCUACAACAUCAAGAAGGUGAAGACCGGUGUGCAUGGCGGUGAAUUCGGUCUUUUGACCGGAGCGGCCAUCGGUGCAGUUGGCGCCAUCUACGAGGCUAUCCUGACUCGUGCUUGA